Molecule: messenger RNA, 1970 nt
Organism: Danaus plexippus (monarch butterfly)
Lineage: Eukaryota; Metazoa; Arthropoda; Insecta; Lepidoptera; Nymphalidae
Product: probable G-protein coupled receptor Mth-like 3
Exons: 9
Coding region: 177-1397 (406 amino acids)
Biological process (GO): G protein-coupled receptor signaling pathway; cell surface receptor signaling pathway
Cellular component (GO): membrane
Molecular function (GO): G protein-coupled receptor activity
Source: RefSeq, a predicted model, not a curated record
UUUACUCUGUCGUGUAAGUCGCCAGCGGCGCACGCGCAUCGGUAUACAGAUAUAAUUGUCAUUGAUAAUAUUAAAUAUAAUAAAAAAAAAAUACGCCCCGUCCAUCAUUUAGUUGGUGAUGUGAUAACGCACGUAUAUCUAGUGUACUAUAAAAUAAUUGUGAUAAUAAUUUCAUUAUGAAGGAAUCAAUUGUAUUAUUGCUGGCGGUGAGCGGGCUGGCGCUGUCAGCGGACCUGUGUUGUCCGAACGAUGAGAUCAUAAGAUCGAGAGGCUACUGCGGAAAUGGAACCUACAGGAUUAACAUGAACUGCUCCUUGGGACACAUCCUACUGAGAGACAUCGUGCUAAAGGGGAAUAGUGUUUCUACGUUGGACUCUCCGGGAUUUGUGUUCGUUGAAGAUCCCUCUUUGUAUUGCAUCGGUAAAAUGUAUAAGAACUCGUCGGAACCGGAUUUGGGUACAAUCCCAGUGGCUGUGGUCUGCUUUGAGGAGAUCAAGAAUUACGACAUCGAAACUGGUGGAGUCCUUACACUGAUAUCUGUAGUCUUUCUACUUGCCACAUUCGCUAUAUACAUGUACUUGCCACAAAUGAGGGAUCUGCAAGGCGUCUGUUAUAUGAGCAUGUGCGUCAGCAUGGCGCUGGGUUUCCUAUCGCUAGGGAUACUACAGCUGAGCCCUGGAUUUAAGGGAGAAAUAUGUACUGUAACAGGUUUUCUCGUCUACUUUUGGAUGAUGGCUACCUUCUUCUGGAUGAACGUCAUAAGCAUCAACAUGUACAGAACUGUGGAAGACGCCAGCUAUUUGAAGAAGACGGAAAAGAAACAGUACUUUAUGUAUAAUUGCUAUGCCUGGGGUUUUACUAUCUUCUUCCUCAUAGUAUCGCUCAUCACUAACUUUGUAGAAGGGAGCCACUACAAACCGGGGAUUGGAGAUGGCAGCUGCUGGUUUAAAGGGCGAACGGAAACUUGGAUAUUCUUCUACGGACCUAUAGCUAUUCUCAUCGCCACAAACGUUAUCCUAUUCGUCCUAUCUUCCAUCAACCUCUGGAGACACACCAGGAAAUACGAAGUUAAUAAGCUAAAUAACCUUAAACAUAGGUUCUUGGUGUCCCUGAAGCUGUUCCUCGUCAUGGGGAUUUCAUGGAUAUUUGAGAUAGCUAGCUUCGCACACGGGGAGGCCCAUAUAAUUUGGAAAAUAAUGGACACCUUCAACUGCCUCCAAGGUAUCGUUAUAUUUCUGAUUCUGGUCGUGUUCCGAAGACGAGCCAUGCAAGGUCUGGCAGGUGAGAACUGCUGUUUGUUUAUAACACGACCUAUAGCAGAGAAACUGAGUCCUCACGACGACUCAGAUGAUCAACAGAUAUUAGCGGAUGAUACCGUUGAGGUUAGGUUAAAUUAAAAUUAUUUAAAUUUAAUAUUAUCUAUUAAACCUCAAACAAUUUCAUGGUCUUCGUUGUUUAUAUAUGAUUGUAGCAGAACUAUGAAAUUGUUAUGCAAUACCUGUGUAUAUUUUACAAACGCCAGUUCGCAUUGUGUAAAAUAUAUUGAUAUUUGAAUAGGAAUAACCAUAAAGGAAUCUCUUUUAAAUACCCUCUAAUGCUUUGUUUUCAAUGCACAGAUCGCGAUAUUGAUAUGUGGUUAAUAUUAACCGAAUUAAAAUUAUAUAACUAUACGAUACUAUAAAAUUUUAACAUGGAGACAUUGUAUGAUAUAAUCAAUGUAUUUAUCGAUAAAGAAAUUUCUAGAUUACUAUAGAGACAUUGUUAUCUUAUCGUGCCAUAAUGUAGAAUAAAUAAGACUCAAUGGCGAUUAGUCUUAAUAUAGAUAAUUUAGAUAGAAGUCUGAUAUAUAAAUUGUUAAAACAUACAAUAGUGUAAUGUAUAUAAAGAGUUUUAUUAUUAUUAAAUAUGUUAAAAUGAUUUUAUAAUGCAUGUCAUUGUUAGAGAUAAUAUAAUGAUUUUUAAAAUGUUAA